Molecule: messenger RNA, 3655 nt
Organism: Doryrhamphus excisus (bluestripe pipefish)
Lineage: Eukaryota; Metazoa; Chordata; Actinopteri; Syngnathiformes; Syngnathidae
Gene: abhd17c
Product: abhydrolase domain containing 17C, depalmitoylase
Biological process (GO): proteolysis; protein depalmitoylation; regulation of postsynapse organization
Cellular component (GO): plasma membrane; endosome membrane
Molecular function (GO): serine-type peptidase activity; palmitoyl-(protein) hydrolase activity
Source: RefSeq, a predicted model, not a curated record
UUAAACCGGAAAACGAGUUCAUUUGUCCUCGUAGGCUACUUAAAUCAGCAUGAAGCAGGCACAAUUUGAAAAUAACUUGUAUCCGUAUAUCAGCAAUGCUUCACUUGUGUUAUGUUUUCGGGUAUAAAUUUGUAUUUAAUAAGCAAACUAUGGUCAACAUUUAUCCGCGGAAAAGAGAGGUUUGUUUAUAUCCGCUCCACCGGCUAGCUUGUUAGCGCGGAAGCCGAGAAAGGAUCCACCUGUCCUCUCAAGGCAGCUAGCUUUAGCUUGUUGAUGGCACACAAUUUAAAAGUGCAACCGGAAGACUGUUUUUCACCUAAAUGCCCGUACGCGGACCAAGCAUGAAUGGCUUUUCUCUCAGCGAACUAUGUUGGCUCUUCUGUUGUCCACCGUGUCCAAGUCGCAUCGCGGCCAAACUAGCCUUUCUCCCCCCGGAACCCACGUACUCUGUGCAUACGGACAGUAAUGGAGUUCCUAGCUUACAUUUAAGCGAGCGGGCGGACUGGCAGUACUCCCAGCGUGAAUUAGACGUCGUGGAGGUGUUUAGCACCAGGAGUAGCCGGGGUAACCGGGUGGGUUGCAUGUUCGUGCGCUGUGCUCCCAACGGCCGCUACACUCUCCUGUUUUCCCACGGGAACGCCGUGGAUUUGGGACAGAUGUGCAGUUUUUACAUCGGCCUCGGCUCCAGAAUCAACUGCAACAUCUUUUCCUACGACUACUCGGGCUACGGAGUCAGCACCGGAAAACCCUCUGAGAGCAACCUGUAUGCGGACAUCGAGGCGGCCUGGCAGGUCUUGACGAGCAAAUAUGGUGUAUCGCCUGAGAACAUCAUCCUAUAUGGUCAGAGCAUUGGCACCGUGCCCACCAUCGAUUUGGCCGCUCGCCAUGAAUGCGCCGCCGUCAUCCUGCACUCUCCACUCAUGUCGGGCCUGCGAGUGGCGUUCCCCGCCACGCGCAAGACCUACUGUUUCGACGCUUUUCCCAGUAUUGACAAGGUGUCCAAGGUGGUAUCUCCCGUGCUGGUGAUCCACGGCACAGAAGAUGAAGUCAUUGAUUUCUCCCACGGUUUAGCCAUGUAUGAGCGCUGCCCCCGUGCCGUGGAGCCCCUUUGGGUGGAGGGAGCGGGCCACAAUGACAUCGAACUCUAUGCGCAGUACCUGGAGAGGCUCAAACGCUUCAUUUCCUUUGAGCUUCCCACAUCCUGAGCCAGGGUUCAAGUCCCCCUUUCCCGACUUCUCUUGAGCAAGCACGGACAGCGCUGGAGUCGACACCUGCCUGUCCUUGGAGACAGUUGGUGACAGGUAUGAAGGGUGUCAUGGAAGAGGAGGUUGGUAAAGUGCGUGUAACCUUGCCGCUGCUCGUACUGUACAUGUGGACCCAAUUUGACGAGCCUUAGGCCUCAAAAGCAGCUGCUUCUCAAUCCAAAGUCCUUUCCUUGGUUCCUUCCCUUGGUUCCUUCAUUUGGUCCAACCAUGAACUUCCAACUAUGUUGCAUCCCUGCCGACCAAGCUGGAUUUUUCUAUUCUUUUGUACUCAAACAGGACGAAUCCAUUUGUACUUCCUAUUUUGAAGUUAUUCUACAGGGUUCAUCAAACACUUGAAUCGUGCGUCUACUUUCAGGUUUGAAUUCCGUGUACAGGAAUGGACUUUUAUCUUGUAGCAUUCCUGGUUUUUAUUUUUUUUCAGUGGAUAUGUUGGAUGCUUCAAUGUUGGAUGGUCUGAAUGAUGCCACCACAUAUCUCAACUUUACAGCUGUGAUUUUUUAUUUUUUUAGCCCUGAUGACUGCUGCUCAGUCAGUGAUCAAUACGAAAUAAGUCGACUUACCUCAACACAACCAUCAAGACAAGUAUCGAUAUUGCUUGUGCUGCUGAAAAGCCAAGCCUGACUGCUUGCUAGCUUUUCCCUCUCGAAGUUGCAAUUUCGGUUGUUGUCCAUUUUUUGACCGCGUACCUCCUUUAUCCUUCGCCUUACAGUGACUACGGCGCAGACUUACACCUGCUGCUAUUUUGCUUUUGGGUAAGUGAUGGGGGUGUGACGGUACACCAUUGUAUGGGUGGGGCAAAGUGGGUACCUUGUGCAAAGUGGGUAUUUAUCCCAUAUAUUGCUAGUCACAGAAGUUACGUUUGUCCCAGAAAUGGCGGGGGGAAAAAACAAAUUAGACCUCCAUACUCGUACUCAAAAAUAACAUAAUCACAAACAUAAUAAAAAAUAAUCCAAAAUGUGAAACACACAAUGCCUGUAUAGUAUUACACACAUACAUGCAAAACGAUAACAUUUUAUGUUACUCAGCAUACUUUGCGGGUUCUAAAUGAUUGUAUUUGUACUCACAUAGUCUGUGGUACAGUUACAUUGUGUGUCCCACAUGUACUAUUUUUGGCCAUACGUGACUAAGGGUGCCAAUAUAAAAACGAGUCACUGCGUCAUUCUUGAGCAAGUUGACGUUUUCGUCGACUCGCUUCCUGCGCGACUCAAAAAUCCGAAUGCUGAAACCACCGUAUUACCAUUUUCAUCUUCGACUGCCACUUUUUCUAGUCAAAUUCCAACUUUCCUCAUCGUAUUACCAUUAUGUUAUUCUAAAAUUAGUAUUUCCUGUAAAAUUGUGACUCCUCAAAAUAUCACAGCUGUCAUCUUGUAAAAUUUAAUGUGAAAUCUCAAUUUUUCUCUUAAUAUUGUGACUUCUUUGAUCUUGUACAAGUCUAAAAUAAAAAGACAUUAGCGUUCUUGUUUUUAAGUAAAGUGCAAGGAUGUAUUUGAACCUUUUACAUAUUUCACUGGGGAGGCCUGAUUUCUCCUUGGCAUUAUUGUCAGCCAUGACAUCGCUGGCCUGCACUGUAUUUGUUUACACAGUAGACACCAUAAACACUUCCUGUCUUCCACUUUGUAAUUAGUGCUGUGUGGGGAAAUUGAAGGUAUUGCACUGAAAAACGCAAUUACGCAGUUACACCCCUAAGUUGUCAAUCAGUCAAUCACUGUGAAAGCUUGGAAAAAGAUGUAAAGUGUCCCGUACCAUCUUGCAAUACUUUCCUCCAAAAGUCUUACUUGCUGAGCCACUGUGGAAGUUUUUCCCAGGCUGAAACUCCAAAGAUGUGAACGUAACACUUUAAAGAGGAAAGAAGAACCACAGCAGUAACUUCUUUCCCGUCGACUGUUUUUACCGCAUUUCACAAAAAAAACCCACUAUAAAGUUGAAUAAUGAAGUAUUUUUCUCAUAUCCACGUCGUUUCACUUCCGAUCCAAUCUCAGUACCGGAAUAGCUGGAAUAAAAUGACGCUGGUAUAGGAAGCCAAUAUUGAUAGCGGACGGAUGGGAUCGACCACGUUCUUCAUCAUGUUAGUCUUAACUUUGCUGUAUUUGCUUGAAUUUGUCUUUGAAAGGAUUUGAUGGCACCUUGUCAGUGGUAAUUGUUUUGCUAGUUUUUAGAUUAGAAAUGUUGCUAGGUUGACACUGUAGCAGUUAAAGCCACAUUUGAUUGUCUUGUGUACCAUCCUGAUAUUCUGUAGUCUGACACUGGAAUCAGCGUUAUGCAAAUAUGAAGCAGAUGGAAGGAGAAUGCAAUAUGCCUUAAACAGAUGCUUUUCUAAUUGUUGCAAAACAAGCAACACAAUGUAUCUUUUAACACUUUAAAUGGAAUAAAGACUGCAUGAAAGAAAAUAA